AUGCCGACCGUAGCAGGAAACGCCGAGAUUAAGUUUAAGCGAAGAUGCGAUCGAUUCAAAGUUGACCUACAAAGAGAAAUCGAUGUGCUCACAGCCCGCGAUGCAGUUUCACCUAUCCGACUGGCAUUGUCGGUUGACAAUCUCGCCAAUCUCAUUGCCGAGUUGAGUGUCAUUGAACGCGAUAAUGCUAUCAUGUGCAAGGAGAUGCCAAGGUGCCGUACAAUGAUGGCUUCACCUGGUUACUAUGCCCAGAAUUCUGGGUUCUCAGUGAACACUCGCAAGCUCAAGGAUCAUCUGGUUGUGCUGAAGGAGAAUCUAUUCAGCAAGCACAGUGACCGACACUGGACGUUCCGUCAGAUCGAGAGUUUACAGCGGUACUUGAUUCUUUAG
Molecule: messenger RNA, 390 nt
Organism: Penicillium paradoxum
Lineage: Eukaryota; Fungi; Ascomycota; Eurotiomycetes; Eurotiales; Aspergillaceae
Exons: 1
Coding region: 1-390 (129 amino acids)
Source: RefSeq, a predicted model, not a curated record